AUGAGUCAGGGAGAUUGUUCAGAGACUUUGUCAAAGCAGAGGGACACUCCUGGUCCAACUGUGGGGCUUGGUACUUGUUAUGUGGUUAAUAAGUCACAAACACUAGUGGCAACUAUAGAGAUCCAAAAUAUGUUUGUCAAUGAGAUUGGGUUAAUUACUCGAGUGAACGCUCCACUAAAUGUAAACGGGUGGAAGAAAGUAACCUUGGAGCAGAAGAUGGAUAUGGCAAAAGCACUGAAGGUCAACACUUACUUUCUUUAA
This is a messenger RNA of Prunus armeniaca (apricot), 261 nucleotides long. The record is from the annotation of a GenBank genome assembly. NCBI's taxonomy places the organism in Eukaryota, Viridiplantae, Streptophyta, Magnoliopsida, Rosales, Rosaceae.